AUGACGAUCGAGCACAAUUCUUAUGAAGAAGUAUUGCGCAACGAAAAUCCAUCUAGAACAAUCGUUAACAGUGAAACUAAUAUAAAAUUGAAGCCUCUGGAGCUUAAGAAAUUUGAUGGAAAUUUGGAAAAUUGGAUUCCAUUCUGGGAACAAUUUAAACAAGCAAUUCAUGAGAAUUCGAAAUUAGAUGCAGCUUCAAAAUUCAACUAUUUAAGUGACUCACUGGUAGGCAAAGCAGCGGCAGCAAUGACGGGAUUUUUGCCGACAGAACGUUGUUAUGAUGACGCCAUAGAAUUACUCUUAGAAGAGUACGGCGAUAGCGACAAAAUUGUAGACAAGUACAUACAAAAGUUGCUAAACAUAAGAGCCAUCAACUCAGCGAGCGACGUAAAGAGUUUAAAAAUUUUAUACAACGAAGUAAGAGCAACGAUGAGAACUCUGUCAGCAUUAUGUAUUUCACCAACUCAGUAUAACAUCAUGGUGCACUCAAUAUUGUUAAAGGCAUUGCCAGUAAGCAUGAGAAUAAAUUUCUAUAAAACGCAAAAGGGAAGUUCACAUUCAACUAACGCAAGUCGCACCAGACUAAACGAAAGUGAGCGAGCACUAGAGCAAAAUUGCGACAAUUUAGAAGCUCUCUUGGAAUACAUAAAAGUUGAUAUUGAAGCAUUAGAAACAGCUCAAAUAGUUGAGAGAGAUAAUAAGAAAUUUGAAGAGAAAAGAAUAUCGGAACAUAAACCAAGGGGUACAGCUGUUGGUUUGCAUGCUAGUUAUGUAGCAAAUCAAAUUAAACAUUUAACAAUAAUGUGCGAGAAAAAACAUUUGAAAGAGAACCGAAAAAUUCAAGAGAAUGAGAGUUCUGAUAAAACGAAUAUUGUGGAGCAAGUAAUUGGAAAUAAGCAAAUGACAUCAUCACUAAAUGCUAUGAAAGCAGAGGAUAAUCAAAUUUACUUGCAAACAGUAAAGGCCAUUAUUGUAAACAAAAACAAUAAUACUGAAGUUUUGUCACGUUGCAUUAUGGACAACGGUAGUCAACGAACAUACAUAACUGAAGAGCUUGUCAACAAUUUAAAUAUGCCUGUAAUUGGUUAUGAAGAAUUUAAAAUCUUAGGAUUCGGCGAAUUGAAUGAAAAUAAGUCUGCUAAGCGUUUUAAGCAAGUGCUUUUUCAUAUAAAGAGCCAGUAUUAUGACAAGGACAUUGAAAUAAGUGCAACUGUCGUUCCACAAAUUUGUUCAGAUUUUCUGCCUGUACCAAAUGUACAAGGUAAGAAAUACAAAUUUAUUGAAAAUAAACUCGCAGAAAAAAUCAUCGUAUCGAAACAAAUAUUGUCAGGAAUUAAUUUGUUGAUUGGGCAAGACAACUAUUGGAUUUUUAAUACACAUAAAGUAAAACGAAUAACAGAUAGUUUAACAGAUAGUUUAACAGCAGUGGAUACGUAUUUUGGUUGGACAAUUCAGGGCGGCAAGGGAACCAAAAAUUGCGUAAAUUACAAUUUUAAUAUUAUUGAGACUGAUAAAGAUUUCAAUUUAACAAAAUUUUGGGACUUAGAAGCAAUAGGAAUUAUUAAUAAUGAUGAUACAGCUAUAUCAAAUACAGUUACUAGCAUAAAAAAGAUUGAUGGUCGUUAUACAAUUAAUUUGCCUUGGAAAUUAGAAAAAUCUAAAUUAAAUAACAACAAAAUUAAUGCCGAAAGUGUAAGCAUAUAUGCAACAGUGCAAUUAAGUACCAAAAUGUAA
Molecule: messenger RNA, 1734 nt
Organism: Teleopsis dalmanni
Lineage: Eukaryota; Metazoa; Arthropoda; Insecta; Diptera; Diopsidae
Exons: 3
Coding region: 1-1734 (577 amino acids)
Source: RefSeq, a predicted model, not a curated record